AUGCCGUCCUUUAACAUUGUUGUAUUUGGGGGUGACCAUUGCGGUCCUGAGGUGACUUCAGAGGCUGUCAAGAUCCUUCGUGUGAUCGAGAAGAGCCGUGACGACGUCACCUUCAACCUCCAGGAUCACUUGCUCGGUGGUGGAUCGAUUGAUGCCACCGGAUCUCCUCUUACUGACGAGGCCCUCGAGGCCGCAAAGAACGCCGACGCCGUGUUCCUUGGUGCUAUUGGUGGCCCGAAAUGGGGAACUGGCGCCGUUCGUCCUGAACAGGGAAUCCUCAAACUGCGCAAGGAGAUGGGUACUUUCGCCAACCUGCGACCAUGCAACUUCGCUGCCCCCUCGCUAGUCGAGAGCUCCCCGCUGCGCUCUGAAGUCUGCCGCGGAGUCGACUUUAACAUCAUCCGUGAAUUGACUGGUGGUAUUUACUUCGGCGAGCGUAAGGAAGACGACGGAAGCGGCUUUGCCCUCGACACGGAGCCCUACUCCCGCGCUGAGAUUGAGCGCAUCACCCGCCUCGGUGCUCACCUCGCCCUACAACACAACCCCCCUCUCCCCGUGUGGAGUUUGGACAAGGCCAACGUUCUUGCUACUAGCCGCCUGUGGCGUAAGACUGUUACCGAAGUCAUGGCCAAGGAGUUCCCUCAGCUCCAGAUCGAGCACCAGCUUAUCGACUCCGCUGCCAUGAUUAUGGUCAAGGACCCCCGCAAGCUGAACGGUAUCGUUAUCACUAGCAACCUGUUCGGUGAUAUUAUCUCCGACGAGGCCAGCGUUAUCCCCGGCUCUCUGGGUCUAUUGCCCAGCGCUAGUCUGAGCAGCAUCCCCGAUGGAACCGGCAAGGUUAACGGUAUUUACGAGCCUAUCCACGGAUCCGCUCCUGACAUCUCCGGAAAGGGCAUUGUCAACCCUGUCGCUGCUAUCCUCUCCGUCGGUCUGAUGAUGCAGUACUCUUUCGCUCUCUUCGAUGAGGCCCGCGCGGUCCAGACGGCCGUGAGCAACGUUAUUGAGUCUGGCGUGCGCACUGGCGACAUUGGCGGCAAGGCCUCCACUAAGGAGGUCGGUGAUGCCAUUGCUGCUGAGCUAGAGAAGCUUCUGAAAAAAUAA
This is a messenger RNA of Aspergillus puulaauensis, 1101 nucleotides long. It is a transcript of the gene leu2A, whose product is annotated as 3-isopropylmalate dehydrogenase LEU2. Gene Ontology annotation, molecular function: magnesium ion binding; NAD binding; 3-isopropylmalate dehydrogenase activity. The transcript is spliced from 6 exons. Gene Ontology annotation, biological process: L-leucine biosynthetic process. The record is from RefSeq and is a predicted model, not a curated record. NCBI's taxonomy places the organism in Eukaryota, Fungi, Ascomycota, Eurotiomycetes, Eurotiales, Aspergillaceae. Bases 1 to 1101 code for a protein of 366 amino acids. Gene Ontology annotation, cellular component: cytosol.